This is a messenger RNA of Boleophthalmus pectinirostris (great blue-spotted mudskipper), 3653 nucleotides long. RefSeq names its product 5'-nucleotidase domain containing 1 (gene nt5dc1). The coding region runs from base 313 to 1692 and encodes 459 amino acids. NCBI's taxonomy places the organism in Eukaryota, Metazoa, Chordata, Actinopteri, Gobiiformes, Gobiidae. The transcript is spliced from 12 exons. Gene Ontology annotation, molecular function: 5'-nucleotidase activity. The record is from RefSeq and is a predicted model, not a curated record.
ACAUCACACAUUACGGUCUCAUACCCGGAAGCACGGUAGCCCCGCGCGCCUCUCUACCGCGCUCUCCAGUGGCGCGCACUGACACACAGCACAUGCGUUUUGCUGGUGCGUCCGUCUUAUGGAGCUUUCGUUUUGGUUUACCGCCCGAUAACCUGCAGUAAUCCAUCAACCCGCAGCCCCCAGCCCCAGAGAGAGUGAGCGUUGGCCGGGUAGUACAGGCUCUGACCGCAGCGCUCCGUCAGCUGUGACAUUGACAGCGCGGUGUUGAGGUGUUGGGUGCAUGUCCGUUAUUAGACAGCCUCGUCUGCGAUCAUGGGCGACUACUUCUGCCUCUCCGACUGCGACGUGAUCGGCUUCGACCUGGACCACACGUUGUGCCGGUACCAUCUGAAGGAGACGUCCAGGCUGAUCUACGAGAGCUUUACCCGGUUUCUGGUAGAACACAAAGGCUAUGACAAGGAACUGCUGGAGCUCACCCCUGCCACUUGGGACUUCUGUUUCAAAGGCCUUGUGGUGGAUCUGGAAGAUGGAAAUCUUGUGAAACUGGCAGAAGAUGGAACAGUUCUAAGAGCGACACGUGGGACCAAAGACCUGAGCACAGAGGAGCUGCUCCGGCACUAUGGUCCCUUGCGGGAAUGGAAACACUUUGAGAGCCUCAGCACGUCCUUCACCAGAUCUGCUAAAUAUUAUUUCUACGACAACUACUUUGACCUGCCUGGAGCUCUUCUUUGUGGGAGAGUUUUUGACAUGUAUCAGAAGCAGCAAGGAAAAGAGGUGAACGCUGACUUUUGGAAAGACAUGAUAGCUGCCAUCGACCACAACUACAACACCUCUGCCUUUAAAGAUGAUGCUGGUACAUACUUUCCAUGUGUGAAGAGGGACCCCGGGCGGUACCUGCAGCCCUGCUCCGACUCGGUCAAGACCUGGCUCCGGACCAUGAAGACCGCAGGCAAAGUGCUGCUGCUCAUCACUAGCUCCCACAGCGACUACUGCCGCCUCAUCUGUGAGCACGUGCUGGGGAAGGACUUUGAGGAACUGUUUGACGUCAUCAUCACAAACGCUCUGAAACCAGGCUUCUUCUCCCUGGUUCCCCAUCAGAGGCCCUUCAGGAACCUGGUGAACGACGUGGAGGAGAGUGAGGGCCUCCCGUCUCUGGACAAACCGGGCUGGUACUCUCAGGGAAACUGGCCCCACCUGCACGAACUGCUCAAGACCAUGACUGGAAAACCAGAGCCCAAGGUGGUGUACUUUGGCGACAGCUUGCGCUCAGACAUGUUUCCGGCCAGCAGCUUCGGGAAGUGGGAGACUGUGAUGAUCGUGGAGGAAAUGGAGGGGGAUGGGGUGCCCCAGAGUGACGCAGCCAAAUCCAACCAGGCCCCAGUGGAGCCGCAGGAGAAGAAGGGAAAGUUUGAGGAGCAGGGCAUGAAGUCUCCCUCUGCGGCGUCUAACCAGUGGGGCUCGUACUUCGUGGAUGUACAGAAGGGAGCGGGCGGAGAUGAGGAUGUGCACAAGCUGACCUGGUGCUGCCACUGCAUCCACAAGUACAGCUCUCUAGCCAUUCCCAGUGUGGAGCACAUAGCAGAUCUGCCUUUGGAUUACAAAUUCCCCCGUUUUUCUCCAGACAAGCCCUGCACCAGUGGAUACUAUCCCAGACCUCCUGAUUCUUUACUCAAGAGGUUCCAGAAUCAGUAAAAAAAUAUUAAAUUCUACAUAAUUUUGAAACAGUCCUUCCUUAUGUCGGCCUCAGGAGAGGAACGUGCCUCCCAUCACCAUCUGCUGUGUAGACUGAGACUGCCAGAGGUGUGCCUGGAACACUUGUGUGUUUGUGUCUUCUGUUCAUCCAAGAACAAACUAUUGGUCUUUUGCCUCAUACGUUUAGUGCAACGUUCAAAGAAUUGAUUGUGUACUCUGUGUGAAUCUCUUUUGUUGAAAUAGGAACCUUCAUUAACUCCCAGAAUUGAAGCCCUCUCCCAAACUAUACAUGGUGGAAAAGCUGGAAAUGACAUUUUGUUAUUCCACUUUCUGCUAAAUGCGCAAAGAAACACUUGGGUAAUCAAAUCUGUAGAAUAUUAAUUUGAAUUUUGUAUAAAAAGAGGAUUUAACCCACCUGGUUAAAACUGUAUUCAACAUAAAUCGAUUUCUCCUGUGGGCAUAUUAUGCUUGCAUUAUUAUGAGCUUUUUACUAUGUAUGAAGGGAGGGCUCUCAUUUCUGCAGUUACGAACAGGAGGCCAGUGGCCUGGUUUCUAUUACUAAGCUGUUUUAGAUCAAUAUUGCAGUUUACAAAAUGUAAAAUAAUAUUUGUGUGAUCAUUUAAUAGGAUACUAAAUACCAGAAGAAAAGCAAAAUAUGUCUUCAUUAUUAUUUGAGGAGGAUGGCCUUAUGGUCUUGCUGACUUUUAUAUUCAAUUCCAUAUUUUUGUGUAAAUGGGUACUCUAUACUUUGAAAAGAGCUGUGGUUCAAAAGCCAUGUUGUAAGACAUGAACAGAGCAUUUGUGAAUGUAGGCCACAGUGACACACAUUGGGACUUUGUGUCGUGCUGUAGUUUUCUCUGAAGAAUAAGACUUGAGUGAUUGUCUGUUUACAUAAAUAACACAUGGACAGUUCUUCAAAACUGACCUGGACAUGGUUAGCACUUUACAUUUUUUCCCAUUACCUCUGGAUCGUGUUGGUGCUGUGCGUGUUGAAGUUUCAUUUGACUGCUCAUUAUGGAGUAAAUCUGUCUUUCGUUCUAUGUUGAUUGUUUAUUGGGACGUUACCUGCCAAACCCUGGUGCAGUGCUGUCUUUUGUAUUUAAGACGCAUAACUACAGUGAGAAUAUAUGUGUAUAAUGGGUGAAGUCUGUGUGAUGUCCUGUACUUGUUCCGCUGGAGUGACUGUAUUAAAGUGGACUUCUUGUGCUUCAGUCAAACUGCUUUGAAUCCUGCUUUGAAUGAAUGGUUUACUGUUCAUCAUAGGCAAUAAUAUUGUAUUCAUCAGUGACAGUGGCAUAGUCUGGCACCUGGUGACUUGGAUAAUUUAUUUUUAUGCAUUAUAUUGUGAUAACAUGUAUGUAAUACAAAUUGGUUCUAUAGUCGGUUAUAUGAUAUUCAUUAAAAAAGAGACUGGAAUCCAUUUUAUCACAUUCUUUGACUACAUUUAAACUGUUGGAAGGACACAAGUAACUACUGCAAAUUAUUUCUAUUGAAAUACUUCCACACAUGCAACAUGUGACUGUGCCGCCAUGAAUGCAUUCAUCUUUGUGAUCUGUCUAUUAGCUUACGGCAAAGUCAGGGUAGAAUUGGAGACUAUGUAAAUUACCCUUACAAUUGGUGUGCCACUGCAUUAGUCAAGAAAUAUGUAGAGAUCCGCAUAUAAUUAAGAAUUGUAUUCUGUUGUUUCUAGGCUCCUGUCUGGAGGUGCACUGUCAGGCUGCCUUCUUCUCACAUAGACCCUGUAUAUUUGCCUUUUAGUCUGCCCUGUCUCAAUGGGGGAAAAAAGCUAAAUAUUGUCAAACACUGACUACAUGUAGGUUCUUUAAGAUGAUAUACAGACAGACAUUAUGAAUAUACUGUAGUGCUGUUCAGUCAUAGAAAAAUGUGUUUCACACUUGAGCAGAAAGACGUGAGUGGUGAUUGUACUCUGCUCAUCUCAUCCUGGAAACUCUGACAACUCC